AUGGCCAAAUUAGACCCUGACAAUUGGAAAAGUGCAAAGGACAUUAUGGAUGAGCGAGCCGCUGCCGCCGCGUUGAAGCGAAAGCGAGACUCCGAAGAAGAUGAGCCUGCCACAAGCCCAAAUAUGCUCGAAGGUAGCGAAAUGGAACAGCCGAAAGCUAUCCAGGAUGCACAGGCCUCAAAACCCAAAAAGCGAAAGACCGACAGCAAAGAUUCAGAGCAAACAACUGAUGUCCAGAACAUUGACGACACAUCAGAAGACAAAGGACGCCGGAAGGCAGAGGAAAGGGCCGCAAGAAGACAACGGAAGAAAGAGAGAAAAGAGAAGGCCAAGCAGAAGGUGGAACGACAAAAGGCUAAGAAAAAGGAAGUGGAACAACUAAAUGCUCCUGAGAAUGAAAUCCCGAAAGAAGUGCAGAAGGAACUAAAUCUCCAGAUCCCGGUUGAUCUUGGGGCGGCCACUCGGCGGGACAGCUCGCCCUCCACAGCUUCUUCAGAAGAUGAACCAGAAGAGGUCUUCUCCCCGCAGCACGAGUCCGGGACAUCAUCGACAUCAUCUGUGCAGCCCACAUUGGUCGACGAGACCAUCAAACCUGCACAUUUGGAUCCGCGUCCAACGACAUUGCCAUCGGCCAGCGACAACAUGGUGAACAAAACGCCCCGAGAAAGGCUGCAAGAAGCGAUAUCCCAAUUUCGUGCAGAACGUAAAGCCGACGGCGGCGAUGGUUGUCCGCCGAAGAACCGACAAGAGCUGCUAGAGCAACGACGUCAGAAGGAAGAGGCAAAAAAGGCAGCCAAGAAGGAACAAAAACGCCGAGAAAAGGAAGAAGAGGCUCGCCGUCAAGAUGAGGAGAUGGCGAGGCGUUUCUCGCCUGGUGGUUCUGGCUCUCUGCUUGCGUCACCUCGCUCUCCCAUGAUCGGCGACAACAGUGGCUCCCCUCCAAACUCAAACUCCGCCAACAACUUCAUGUUUGGCCGCAUCGCGUUCGAAGACGGCACACAUUUCGAACCCUCAUCAACCUCUGCUGUGGAAGGACACAAAAGGAAAGGCGUGCGUGACACUGCCACAGAACUCAAACUCGCAGAAGCCAAAAAAGCCCGUAUGGCAGGUCUGGACGAGGAGAAGCGCCGCGAUAUUGAGGAAAAGGAUAUGUGGUUAAAUGCUAAACGGCGAGCUGACGGCCAACAUGUCCGGGACAACACUUCUCUUCUUAAAAAAGCAUUAAAAAGGCAACAGGGUCAGAAAAAGAAGAGUGAGAGAGAGUGGAAUGAGAGAUUGGAAGGAGUGAAGAAGGCGCAAGACGCAAAACAGAAGAAAAGGGUAGAAAACUUGGCCAAGAGGAAGGAGGAGAAGCACUCGAAGCAAGGCAAAGUCAGGAGGCCGGGCUUUGAGGGGAGUUUUAAAGGAAGGACAGGCGGGAAACGGAAAUCGUGA
Messenger RNA from Cladophialophora psammophila CBS 110553, 1434 nucleotides. RefSeq lists its product as uncharacterized. NCBI's taxonomy places the organism in Eukaryota, Fungi, Ascomycota, Eurotiomycetes, Chaetothyriales, Herpotrichiellaceae. The record is from RefSeq and is a predicted model, not a curated record. Bases 1 to 1434 code for a protein of 477 amino acids. Gene Ontology annotation, cellular component: nucleolus. Gene Ontology annotation, molecular function: DNA binding; RNA binding. Gene Ontology annotation, biological process: ribosomal small subunit biogenesis; ribosomal large subunit biogenesis. The transcript has a single exon.